GCACUUUCCACAUCCAGUUGGGUGGAAUCUGGAAAACGUCAACUUCUGGUUCUGAUUUGCACUUCGAUAGUUGACUUGACUAUUUGGUUGCACAGUGUGCAUUCAAAUAACAUUUCCAAGUAACCAUGGCCGCUAAUUUCAAGGUUUUGACGGAAGACCACCAAUUUCAGGCGGAAUUAACUCAAGCUGGGGCUAAAUUGGUUGUUGCUGACUUCACCUCGGCAAGCUGAUCUUGUAUAUAUCAUUUAAUCAAGCUGUCAAGUUACAUAGCUUAAGAGUUAAGGGACCUGAAGACUGUGGUCCAAAGACGAUUAAACUGUUUAUCAACCAGCCACAUACUAUAGAUUUUGAUACAGCCGAGAAUGCUAAUGCAAUUCAAGAAAUCACGCUUUCACCAAAAGAAUUGGAAGGUGAAGUGAUCCAUCUGAAGUAUGUCAAACUUCAAAAUGUCAUCAAUUGUACAUUAUUUAUUAAGGACAACCAAACAGAGGCUGAUACCACACAGAUUUCAUAUUUACAAAUUAUAGGAUCACCAGUGCAAACAACCAAAAUGGCUGAUUUCAAGAGGGUUGCUGGAAAGAAAGGCGAGAGUCACUGAUUAUAGCGGGAUCUAGUACUUAGAUUUUUUCUGUUGAAUUUUAUUUAAAGAAUUGUUUCAGAAGACUUAAAAAUUUCAUCUUUUUAAUUAGGAAGUGAUGGGAAAUGGUCAAGUGUAGUAAAAAUAUAUUUAUAUUUUUCUAUUUUAAAAGUUUCUAAUGUAAUUUGCUUAUGAAAUUCCAACUUAGUGCCUAUUUUGUUUUAAGAAAAAUUGGCUACAGUACAUUAAAGAAAAAUAUUGUGAAUGCUUCAAAAAUUGUUGAUAAUUGUCAGUUUUACAAUCAUAAAACAAUUCCUUCCAGG
Macrobrachium nipponense is the source of this 900-nucleotide messenger RNA. RefSeq names its product thioredoxin-like protein 1 (gene Txl). The record is from RefSeq and is a predicted model, not a curated record. Gene Ontology annotation, cellular component: cytosol. Lineage: Eukaryota; Metazoa; Arthropoda; Malacostraca; Decapoda; Palaemonidae. Gene Ontology annotation, molecular function: protein-disulfide reductase activity.